AUGGUGAUGUUCAAGAAGGUGAAGACCUUCCUGAUGUCCUUCAGCGAGCCUGAGAAGGUCUACUGCAGUGGGGAGAAGGUGGCUGGGCGCGUGUUGGUGGAGGUGGCCGAGGUGACGCGCGUCAGCGCCGUCAAGGUGCUGGCCUGCGGGGUGGCCAAAGUCAACUGGGCCAAGGGCCCCCAGCAGUGCAGGCAGGAGAUGGAGUACCUGCGCUUCGAGGACGUCCUCACCCUGGAAGAGCAGCCCAUUGACGGGGACGGCUCUGUCAUCCUGAGACCCGGGAACAAAUACGAGUACAAAUUUGGAUUCGAGCUUCCCCAGGGGCCUCUGGGUACCACCUUCAAGGGAAAGUACGGCUGUGUGGAUUACUGGGUGAAGGCCUUCCUGGAGCGCCCCUCCUUUCCCACUCAGGAGAUAAAGAAGCGCUUCGAGGUUAUGGAUCCUGUUGACGUGAACACUCCGGAAUUGCUGUCCCCGGUCGCUGCCAAGAAGGAGAAGAAGGUGUCCUGUAUGUUCAUUCCUGACGGACGCGUGUCAGUCAGCGCGCAAAUCGACAGGAAGGGCUUUUGUGAAGGUGACGAGAUCUGCAUCAACGCCGACUUCGAGAACACUUGUUCCCGCAUCGUGGUGCCCAAGGCGGCCAUCGUGGCCAAGCACACCUACCUGGCCAACGGGCAGACCAAGGUCUUCACCCAGAAACUCUCCUGCGUCCGAGGCAACCACAUCAUCUCGGGCAUGUCCGAGUCCUGGCGGGGCAAAACCAUCCGCGUCAAGAAGCUCAAACCCUCCAUCUUGGGCUGCAACAUCCUGCGCGUGGAGUAUUUCCUGCAG
Messenger RNA from Charadrius vociferus (killdeer), 831 nucleotides. RefSeq names its product thioredoxin interacting protein (gene TXNIP). Gene Ontology annotation, cellular component: cytoplasm. Lineage: Eukaryota; Metazoa; Chordata; Aves; Charadriiformes; Charadriidae. The transcript has 5 exons. The annotation marks the transcript as partial. Gene Ontology annotation, biological process: protein transport. The record is from RefSeq and is a predicted model, not a curated record. Gene Ontology annotation, molecular function: ubiquitin protein ligase binding.